This is a messenger RNA of Podarcis lilfordi (Lilford's wall lizard), 21137 nucleotides long. The record is from the annotation of a GenBank genome assembly. NCBI's taxonomy places the organism in Eukaryota, Metazoa, Chordata, Lepidosauria, Squamata, Lacertidae.
CACAUCGUCCGGCGGCGGCGCCGUCGUCGUCUCCUCCUCCCCCCUCACGCGGGCGGCCGCCUCCGCGCGGAGGCUCCCCCACCGCCGCCGCGGCUGGAGCCCAGAGCGGGGCGGUGCUUCCACGAAGAAGGCGACCGGGUGGCGCGGCCUUGAAGAGAGCCGGCGGGAAAUGGAGCCCUGCUGCCGCUCCCUGGGACGCCUGCUCCGCCAAGGCCGCAGCUGCCGAGCCCGCCCGUUCCCCCUUUAAAAGCUCUCCCGCCCGCCUCGCAAGCCUCGCUUCUCCUCGGCGGCGCCGGAGAUGAGCGAGCGGCCGCCGCCUCCUCCUGCGCCUGCGAAGCCGGGAAGAAGGCGAAGCAGCCGGCCGCUCUGGUCGCCGUAGACGCCGCCGCCGCCGCCGAAGCAGCCGCCGCCCGGGCGAUGUGGAGCUUGGGCGCGACGGCGCUGCAGCUGCUCUCGCGGGCGGCCAAGCACGCCUUCGCCCAGGGAGCCCGGCAGGACCUGAACCGCUGGCUGCCCCGGCAGGGGGCGGCGACUGCGGCGGAGCCGGGCGAGGCGCCGGGCCGCGGAGGAGCCUCCGAGGGGCUGUUUUGGGGAGAGCAGAACGGGCUGCACCAUUAUCCGCCGCCGCCGCCGCCGCCGCCGCCGCACCACCACCCUUCCGUGGAGCCGUCGGUGGAGAUCCUGCUGUGCCAGCUGCCCGAAGUGGGUCCCGGCUUGUCCGAGGGCAGGACGUGGCGCUGCUCGGGCUGCCUGCUGGGCACCUGCUGGUGCAAAAGCUGCCUGAGCGCGUGCUUCUUGGCGGCGCUGUGCUUCGCCUCGCUCGCCCUGGUGCGCCAGUACCUGCGGGACCUGAUGCUGUGGGCCGAGAGCCUGGACAGCCUGGCCGGCGUGCUGCUCUUCACCGUGGGCUUCAUCGUGGUGUCCUUCCCGUGCGGCUGGGGCUACAUCCUGCUCAACGUGGCCGCCGGCUACCUCUACGGCUUCGUGCUGGGCAUGGGCCUCAUGGUGCUGGGGGUCCUCAUCGGCACCUUCAUCUCCCAUGUGGUCUGCAGGAAGCUGCUGGCGGAAUGGGUGCUGGCCAGGAUCCAGGGCAGCGAGAAGCUCGCCGCUGUCAUCCGCGUGGUGGAGGGAGGAAGUGGCCUCAAGGUGGUGGCUCUGGCCAGGCUCACCCCGAUACCCUUCGGGCUCCAAAACGCCCUCUUCUCGGUGAGUAGCUCUUUGCAAGAAGCUCGGGGGUGCCCGAAGGGAUGCCCUUUGCUCUCAGAUGCCUGGCUUGUAAAGGGCAUUAAUACAGAAUAGAAAGCACUAGAGAGCCAUUUGGGAAUAGAACAUAUGUUCUGCCGAAUCUAGGUUUUGCGUUCAAAUUGUCGAUGGGGAGAAUGCAAAUGAUAUUGAAAAGCAUUGCUUGUGGAGAUAGGCUUGGACAUUCAGAACUGUUUGAAAGAUUUUUGUUUUUCUCCAUGGGAGUGGUUUUGAAAAGUUUGCCAUGGAAGCAUUUAAUAUAUGGGAACCAUAAGUCUGUGCUGAUUAUCCAGGAAAGAUAAGUAAGGGCCAAAUAUUACUUGAAUGCAUAUAAUGGUAAUCCAACAUUCUUUUGUAGAUCUGAUCUGAAGCAGAGGUGCAGAGGCAAAAGGAUUCUUAAAUCUUUGCCUGCAUCAAAUGACAUAUUUUCCCCGCUUCUUGCAGGAUUAUAAAAGCGUAACUUUUAAAACACAAAGGAAAAGCUAUUUAUGGUGCAAUCCUAAACUCAUUGAACACAAUGAGACUCGGAAAACAUGCAUAGGAUUGUUCUACAUAUUAGUGUGGGGAAAUUAGCAGGAAAAGGUUGAAGCAUCCUUACCUGCUGCUGCCUCCACUGUUGAUUAGCCCCACCGGCAGCAGUGUUUUAUUAGGUCUCUUGGGCUACAAUCAACCAUUACGCACAUUUGAGUGCAACUUGUACUUUGGUCUGAGUAGGAUAGUAAAUUCCAGCUGCCUCUUUCAGCUUUUCUGAAAAGUCUUCAUGGCUUUUAAAUUUCCACAUAACUUCAAAAAUUCCUUACAUGGAAUUCCAAAAUAAUUCUUAAGGAGAAUACUCCUGCAUCAGAAAAAACUCCCAUUUCCUUCUAACAUCAAAAGAAAACUCCAUUAGAAGGAAAUAAAGGUUCAGUAAAAUUAUAGGGGCCAAUUCUGUUUUUCAAAUUUAUGUGGUACCAAAGCAUUACUGUUUUUCAAACUUGUGUCAACAAUCCUCGAUAUUUAAAAUAGGGAGGGUUAACUUCACAUUUUCCUAUAAGAAAGUUGUAGGUACUGUUGAGUUGGGACUCUUGGAAAAAGCAUGUGUCUAUCUUUGUACAAUUUUAAAGCUACAGGAGAGAACUUGCAGCUAACCCUUUCUUGAAUGUUAUAAAUAUUUUAAUCAUGUGACUUGAUAAAAAAAACUUACGUGUGCCUUACUAUCUGUAAAUAGGUGAUCAUAAUAGGUUUGGUUUUUUUUGGGCUGGGAAAUCUUAACCAUACUUUGUAGUUUGCUCUUAUUAUAAUUCCCUCCCCCCAUAACAUGCAGAAAGAACAUACAACUAUGUAGAUCAACAGCAGUGCUAUGCUUCCCCCAGAGUGUAAACAUAUCUUUGAAAAAAUCCAGCUUACUAGAGUGACUCUUCAGUGAUAUUAUUAGUGAUAAAGGGGAAAAGCAAGUGUUUUAAAACACCAGCAGCUUGAAUUAGGGAUAGCUCAGUUGGUAGAGCAGGAGAGACUUAAUCUCAGGGUUGUGGGUUCAAACCCCAUGUUGGCCAAAAUAUUCCUUCAUUGCAGGAUGUUGGACUAGAUGACCCUCGUGGUCCCUUCCAACUCUACAAUUCUAUGAUUCUACAUUUGUCACAUUACCAAUGUGUACCAAGGUACACAUUACCUUACCAAUGCAGUCUUAUGCAUGCCUACUCAGAUGUAAGCCCCACUGAGUUCAUUGGGGUUUACUUCCAGGUAAUACUGUGUAGGGCUGAGGUAUGCAAACUUUAAAAAAAGUUGGAGUUGACAAUCUGGUAACUGAGUUUAUUUUUAAGUACUUUUUAGAGGUUUAGUAAACCUUGUGAGUUUACUUUUUAGUAAGUGUGCUUAGAAUUGCAUCUUCAGUUACUUACUUUGGGAUUACUGCUAUGAUGCUGAGCUUAUGUGUUCUUCAGUUUGUGUUUAUCCUUAUUCUGUGAUGCCCUCUUAGAUAGUCUCCCAGCUCUUUGACAGCUGCUUCUGAGUAAACAGCUCAUGUGAAAUGACUACAACAUUUAAAGGACUGAACCAUGUGGGCAGAUGCUGAUUGUAUUGGUGUCUCCAAGGAAUUGGUUCACGUCUGUGCAGUUCAGUCACUUAAACACUCUCCCAACCCUGUGGGAGCUGUUUACAGAUAAGUGGCUUUCACAGUACCAGAAGAUUGCCUAAAGGUGCCUGUGUGUUGCUCCUUAAAACGUACUGUGCAUUAGUGCACCUGCAACAUUUUAAUUUGAGCCAGCAAUCCUUUUUGGAGCAAGCGCCCCAAAGUGUAACUGAAUAACAGUAGAUCAUAAAAGAAUAUGAGACUGUGUGCAUUCUUUGAUAAUGAUAUCACAGUGGUACUCCUAAGAGAUAGUAAUGAAAUUCAACAAAGCGUCUUGUGGCACCUUAAAGGCUUUUAUUAUGGCAUGACCUUUGGUGCAUCCAUCUAGUGACAUGGGUUCCUCUCCACAAAAGCUUUUGCCAUAAUCAGUUUGCUGGUCUUUAAAUAACUACUCUUUGCUUUUUGCUUCAGCGGACUAACAAGCCCACCCUUUUGAAAAUUGCUAUAAUGAAAUCUAGUAAUACUACAAAUGGAUGAACCAUGGAAAACAUUAAAUCACAUCUGUAAAUCAUUUCUGGAAAAUCAUAUUUCAGUGUGCUAGAUGCAUAGGGACAUCUGGAUUCUGUAAUUUAGUAGGACAUCCGGAACUCACUCCUUUCUAUUACUUUUUUCAUUGUUUUAGUACCUGUGUGAAAUUAAUGUUCUUAGAUAUGUGUAAUAUUUCAUUAUACCUUCAUGGUCUAUCUUUUAUGAUGGUUUUUCAACUUCUUUAUUGUUUUUGGGACAUGCUGUCCUAGUUGUGGCAGCUUUUCACAAAAUAAUGAUAUAACAUAAAUGGUGCAACAUGUUAGGAGUCUGGUCCUAGCACUUACAGUUGCUUUCUUAAUGGCAUUCUGCAUGGGAAUUUCAGGGAACCAAGGAACUUUUAAGUAGUCAGAGAAAAAGUAACCUAAAGACUUGUCAUUAUUAGCACCCGUCUGUCUCAAGAGACAAUGGAGUACACCUCUGGGGGUGAAGUCAAAUCGCUGGAGAAUCACAGCACCUGCUGUGGCUGCAGAGACCAGUAACUUGUAACAGCUGCCUCCCACGUUGCUUUUGCUGUAUUAACACCUAGUGCUAUUAGUGACCUCUCUGGGGCACAAGCCUGAGCAGUGUGUAUGGAGGUAUGGAGGUCCUGGGCUGCCCAGACAACAAGACUCCCCUCUCUGCCUUGCUGAUUUGGUACAUAGGAAAACAAAGUAUAUUUGACACCAGCUUGGCUGCAGGAGUUGCUGAAAGGAGGCAUACGAGGCUUAGGGACUUCACUGUACCUUUCUCACGAAUUGCAAUGGCAGCAGAGGUUUAGGAUCAUAGUUUUCCUUUUCCCUUUUCUUUCCCGAGUUGACAAGCCCAGUUUGCCCCUCAUUUCCCUUGAUAGCACAUGCAGUAACCACCUUCUUGACCAUUGGACCCACUGUUGGUCUCAUCCACUCAACCACCGGAGGCUGACUUUGUACAUGGGGAGUCCCUAACUCACCAAGAGCUUGAGACCCAUUGGCUACCCUCACCUGGGGUGUGGCUGCUGUCACAUGCUGAUAUCUUAUCGGAGCCACAGGUGAGAGCUGAGUGCAGAGUGGCAGAGUGGGAAUGAAAGGUGGAAAAGCUACCUCAGAAGGAGCACAGCAUUUCCCCCACCAGAGGUACUACCCCUCCCCUAAUACCCCAUACACUUCAACUUAUAGACUAGUUUAAUAGAAUUCUUAUAUUCUUACAUUCCAAGUCCUUUAUGAGUAUAAACUGAUAUGACAUGUGUGAAUUUGUUCAGUGGAGUGUAUACAUCAAGCCCUUGAAUAAUUCUGUAAUAUCCUAACUGCAACCAUCAGGUCAUGCUAAACUGUUACAAGAGAGUAGAUUCAGGGAUUAAUUAUAAUAUCAGAUGAUUUCAUUUAGCUUGAAAACAUGGUGGUACUCCCAUUACUUCUGUUACUUUUGGAAGCUUGCAGAAAUUGCUUGUAUGUGAUUCUAAGUAUUCCUUUUAAGAUGGAACAGUAAAAACUGUGUGGAAGUACUCCAGUACAGGAAAUUAGUAAAUAAUGAUCUAUUGGAAUAAAGGUACUUGGAGUCUGUUAGGAACACUUAGAUAUCCAUGCUGCCCAGUCCUAAACUUGUGUACAGUACAGUACAGUAAGUUCCAGUAUGUUCAUAAUCCCUCCCUUUUAGGUAAAUUGGGAUUGCAGUUAUAAACUAGGUUGGUUCAUGGUUGUAAAAGGCAAGCAUCUUGAGAGAGCAAUUCCUUUUUGAGUGCCUUUAGUUUAUCUGUUCUGCAAUGCAGUGUGCAGGACUGUAUAUUAAUGGAUGCUUGAUGCAUGAAGCUUUUCUACACAGAUAAAAAUCUCAGUGUAAUGAAAAAUUGUAUGCUGUUGCUGGUAAAGUGCAGGACAAGAAAUUUUGCUACAAAAAGCAGGGUGAAUUGAUUUAAAUCACCACAAAACCAGACAAAUUGAAAUCACUUAAAUCAAGAGUAUCAUAUGAUUUGUGCUCUUCCUGAUCAAACAUCCACAUUAGUUGAUUAUAUAAUUUAAGAUACUGGUUUGCAACUAAAUAAGAACCUUUAUACUAGCUGGGACUAGGAGUAUAUUCUGAAGCCUUUGAUCAUGCAGCUAGCAUGCCAUUAGUGCUACAGAAUUAUAUUUGCUGGAGAGGCAGGAAGGAUAGUGCAAUUGUGAGAUUUGUUGGCAUCUCUAUGUACAAAUAUCGGUGACACUAAGCAAUAUUACUUAUUUGAAGGCUAACUACACAAUCCACUGUAUGUUUACUUAGAUGUGAGUUCUGCUCUGUUCACUGGGACUUACUUUCAUGUAAGCCCAAGGUUUCAAUUGUAUGAAUGUUUAUUUGGGACUAAAUCCUAUUGAAAUGAUUGGGAGUUCCUUCUAAAUCCAAGUGCAGAGAAUCACACUGCACACACGAAGGUGAAUUUCUCCAUGUGCAAAGCUCAGGUAGCUGUAAAGCAGUAAAAAAACAACAACACCCAACCCUCUCCCAUGUAGGUUGGUCAGUUGAUCUGAUGCGAGACAAGAUUAUGUCUUCUGGACCCAACCCACUAUGAUUUGACUGUUUUGAGUGGUAGGCAGCGCACAAUCAGUACAACAUGUCACUUAUUGUGUCCUAUUUAUAAUGUUGUUGUUUAGUCGUUUAGUCGUGUCUGACUCUUCGUGACCCCAUGGACCAGAGCACGCCAGGCACUCCUGUCUUCCACUGCCUCCUGCAGUUUGGUCAGACUCAUGCUGGUAGCUUCGAGAACACUGUCCAACCAUCUCGUCCUCUGUCGUCCUCUUCUCCUUGGGCCCUCAAUCUUUCCCAACAUCAGGGUCUUUUCCAGGGAGUCUUCUCUUCUCAUGAGGUGGCCAAAGUAUUGGAGCCUCAGCUUCACGAUCUGUCCUUCCAGUGAGCACUCAGGGCUGAUUUCCUUCAGAAUGGAUGCGUUUGAUCUUCUUGCAGUCCAUGGGACUCUCAAGAGUCUCCUCCAGCACCAUAAUUCAAAAGCAUCAAUUCUUCGGCGAUCAGCCUUCUUGAUGGUCCAGCUCUCACUUCCAUACAUCACUACUGGGAAAACCAUGGCUUUAACUAUACGGACCUUUGUUGGCAAGGUGAUGUCUCUGCUUUUUAAGAUGCUGUCUAGGUUUGCCAUCGCCUUUCUCCCAAGGAGCAGGUGUCUUUUAAUUUCGUGACUGCUGUCACCAUCUGCAGUGAUCAUGGAGCCCAAGAAAGUAAAAUCUCUCACUGCCUCCAUUUCUUCCCCUUCUAUUUGCCAGGAGGUGAUGGGCCCAGUGGCCAUGAUCUUCGUUUUUUGAUGUUGAGCUUCAGACCAUAUUUUGCGCUCUCCUCUUUCACCCUCAUUAAAAGGUUCUUUAAUUCCUCCUCACUUUCUGCCAUCAAGGUUGUGUCAUCUGCAUAUCUGAGGUUGUUGAUAUUUCUUCCGGCGAUCUUAAUUCCGGCUUGGGAUUCAUCCAGCCCAGCCUUUCGCAUGAUGAAUUCUGCAUAUAAGUUAAAUAAGCAGGAAGACAAUAUACAGCCUUGCCGUACUCCUUUCCCAAUUUUGAACCAAUCAGUUGUUCCAUAUCCAGUCCUAACUGUAGCUUCUAGUCCCACAUAGAGAUUUCUCAGGAGACAGAUGAGGUGGUCAGGCACUCCCAUUUCUUUAAGAACUUGCCAGUUUGCUGUGGUCGACACAGUCAAGGCUUUUGCAUAGUCAAUGAAGCAGAAGUAGAUGUCUUUCUGGAACUCUCUAGCUUUCUCCAUAAUCCAGCGCAUGUUUGCAGUUUGGUCUCUGGUUCCUCUGCUCCUUCUAAAUCCAGCUUGCACUUCUGGGAGUUCUCGGUCCACAUACUGCUUAAGCCUGCCUUGUAGAAUUUUAAGCAUAACCUUGCUAGCAUGUGAAAUGAGUGCAAUUGUGCGGUAGUUGGAGCAUUCUUUGGCACUGCCCUUCUUUGGGAUUGGGAUGUAGACUGAUCUUCUCCAAUCCUCUGGCCACUGCUGAGUUUUCCAAAUUUGCUGGCAUAUUGAGUGUAGCAUCUUAACAGCAUCAUCUUUUAAAAUUUUAAAUAGUUCAGCUGGAAUAUCAUCACUUCCACUCACCUUGUUAUUAGCAGUGCUUUCUAAGGCCCAUUUGACUCCAGGAUGUCUGGCUCAAGGUCAGCAACCACACUACCUGGGGUAUACGAGACAUCCAUUUCUUUCUGGUGUAGUUCCUCUGUGUAUUCUUGCCACAUCUUCUUGAUGUCUUCUGCUUCUGUUACGUCCUUUCCACUUUUGUCUUUUAUUAUGGUAAUCUUUGUACGAAAUGUUCCUUUCAUAUCUCCAAUUUUCUUGAACAGAUCUCUGGUUUUUCUCAUUCUAUUGUUUUCCUCUGUUUCUUUGCAUUGCUUGUUUAAGAAGGCCUUCUUGUCUCUCUUUGCUAUUUUUUGGAAAUCUGCAUUCAAUUUCCUGUAUCUUUCACUAUCUCCCUCGCAUUUUGCUUGCCUUCCCUCCCCCGCUAUUUGUAAGGCCUCGUUGGACAGCCACUUUGCUUUCUUGCAUUUCCUUUUCAUUGGGAUGGUUUUAGCUGCUGCCUCCUGUAUAAUGUUACGAGCCUCCAUCCAUAGUUCUUCAGGCACUCUGUCCACCAAAUCUAAAUCCUUAAACCUGUUCCUCACUUCCACUGUGUAUUCAUAAGGGAUUUGACUUAGAUUGUAUCUUACCGGUCCAGUGGUUUUCCCUACUUUCUUCAGUUUAAGCUUGAAUUUUGCUAUGAGAAGCUGAUGAUCUGAGCCACAGUCAGCUCCAGGUCUUGUUUUUGCUGACUGUAUAGAGCUUUUCCAUCUUUGGCUGCAGAGAAUAUAAUAAAUCUGAUUUCGAUGCUGCCCAUCUGGUGAUGUCCAUGUGUAGAGUCGUCUCUUGUGUUGUUGGAAAAGAGUGUUUGUGAUGACCAGCUUGUUCUCUUGGCAGAACUUUAUUAGCCUUUGCCCUGCUUCAUUUUGAACUCCAAGGCCAAACUUGCCAGUUGUUCCUUUUAUCUCUUGACUCCCUACUUUAGCAUUCCAAUCCCUAUAAUGAGAAGAACAUCCUUCUUUGGUGUCAUUUCUAUAAGGUGUGUAAGUCUUCAUAGAAUUGGUCAAUUUCAGUUUCUUCAGCACCAGUGGUUGGUGCAUAAACUUGGAUUACUGUGAUGUUAAAAGGUCUGCCUUGGAUUCGUAUCGAGAUCAUUCUAUCAUUUUUGAGAUUGCAUCCCAGUACAGCUUUCACCACUCUUUUGUUGACUAUGAGGGCCACUCCAUUUCUUUUACGGGUUUCUUGCCCACAGUAGUAGAUAUGAUGGUCAUCCGAACUGAAUUCUCCCAUUCCCGUCCAUUUUAGUUCACUGAUGCCCAGGAUGUCAAUAUUUAUUCUUGCCAUCUCAUUUUUGACCACAUCCAACUUACCAAGGUUCAUGGUUCUUACAUUCCAGGUUCCUAUGCAAUAUUUUUCUUUACAGUGUUGGACUUUCCUUUCGCUUCCAGGCAUAUCCGCAACUGAGCGUCCUUUCAGCUUUGGCCCAGCCGCUUCAUCAGCUCUGAAUCUACUUGUACUUGUCCUCCGCUCUUCCUCAGUAGCAUGUUGGACGCCUUCCGACCUGAGGGGCUCAUCUUCCAGCGUCAUAACUUUUAUAUGCCUGUUGUCUUUGUCCAUGGAGUUUUCUUGGCAGGGAUACUGGAGUGGCUUGCCAGUUCCUGCUCCAGGUGGAUCACGUUUGGUCAGAACUCUCCACUAUGACCUGUCCAUCUUGGGUGGCCCUUCACGGCAUAGCUCAUAGCUUCUCUGAGUUAUUCAAGCCCCUUCACCACGGCAAGGCAGUGAUCCAUGAAGGGGCCUGUUUAUAAUGCUUGACAUCAAAAGUUGGCCUUUUCUCCUCCAUUUCUUCCUUUGACAUAAAAAGCAAGUGUUAAAUCAAUCUGCUUGGUAACAGAUCAUCAGACAAUAAAGCUAAAAUCCUGCAACCACUUAACAUGGAAGUAAGCCUCAUUUAGCUCAGUGGAAUGUAUUUCUGAGUAGACCAGAAUAUGCUUGCACUUUAAAUGUGGGUAUUAACAUUUUUCAUAAAAUUUAAACAAUGCUAUCUUUACAAAGAAACUAUAAUUGAAAUAUAAAAGAAACAGAAAGGAAAGCAGAAAGUGUGAUCUAAAUUUUCAGCUUUCCAUGAUCAAGUUAAUAAACACUCAGGGCCAUGCCAAUGCAGUUGAGUUGCUUUCAGGACCAUGUGUCAUCUUCUGGCCCAUACACUCAACAGCAUGGGUAAAGAUCAGUGACUUUAAACAAACAAAUAAAAGCAAAUGGUCCUGAAUGUAGGCGCAAGUACAGGCGUAUUGGGUGAUGUUGCAUAUUUAUUAGCUUGAUCAUGAGUGGGUGUGUAUUUGCAUUAUAUUCUCUUUUUUCCCACAGUUAGAAGCUACUGUGUUUAGUUGCAACCAGGAAAACAUUGCACUGAUGACUAGGAUAACAUUUAUCCAACGUGUCAGGUCAAAGGUAGUCCUUGACUCUUAGAGUGGCAGCAUUUCCAGAAAGAUAAAUAGUAUUUGACAGUGAAGUAGUUAGCAGCCCACAUGUCUUAUCAGCUGAACUACUUUUGUAAAAGCAUGUCUUAUUCCUGAGAUGUGUAUUUUCUCUCUUUCUGAAAUAUAUAAGCAAAAAUACAAAUAUGAGAGGAAAAAUUGUACGUAAUCUUACGUAAGAGUAUCUAGUGGUACAUCGGUUUUUGAACGUCUUCGUUGACAAACAUUUUGGUUUUCGAAUGCUGUAAACCUGGAAGUAAAUGUUUCGGUUUUCGAACACACUGCAGAAGUCGAACAUUCCACGCAGCUUCUGCUGAGUGCAAGCUCCUGAGGCCUAGCUGUUGGUUGUUGAGUCCUUGGUUUUUGAAUGUUUCAGAACCUGAACAGUCUUCCGGGAUGGAUUACGUUCGAAAACCGAGGUACCACUGUACUCAUUUCUGCAGGAGAAUGUUAUAGUAGACAUUUCAACACUGAGCAAAAGGGUUCAUUCUAUUUUAUUAACUUAUUAAGAGUUAUAUAUGUCAGACUCACCAAAUCAUUCAUUUUGGUUGUAUUCAGAGCCUUUCUCAUCCAUUUUAAUGUUGGAGAGUACCCCCUUUUUAAUAUCUGUCAAUUACAACUUUAGGGCUAAUAACAGGUUGUCAAUUAAUGCAUUUUUCAGAUAAAAAAGCAAAAAACCCCCCACAAAACCCCAAGGUUUUGAGUUUAUUUAUUUGCAUUUAAAUAACAGUAUCACAAAUGGAUCUAAUUUCAGUUUACACCUGGCCAUCUGAUAUAUUACAUCAAUCACUUUCUUCCAAACUUCAACAACUGGAAGGCAUUUCCUUCACAACUGCAUGAAGCUGACACCUGAUGAUUGACAUCUCCAUCAUUUAUUAUAAGUUCCAUAAAUAUUGUUGACUUUAUGUGGGGUGAAGAACUAUUUGCAUAAUGAUUUAUAUUGUGUUUCAGAUUUAAGCAAUAGGAGAAGGAUCUGAUAGACUGAAAAACAGAUGGCUGUUACCUUUUUUAAAUCAUUGGCCCCCUGCCCUUCAUCAGUUGAAGUUUAAAGACAUUCACACACUUUCACUGGGCACAAUAGGCAAAUAUUUCUGUGUAAUUUUGAACUGAUUCAAAAGGUGUUUCAUGAAUGAGGCUGUUUGCUUGUCUGGUUAUAAUACUUAUAUUCCGUUUGAUAGAUCCAAGAAGUUCUCAAAGCAGCUUACAGAAUAUUUUUAUGAUAUGAUUGCAUUCAAUGAUAGUUUUAGGAAGAGAAAUAAUAUAGCAUCCAUAUGAUGCUAGGUUAUUUUGGAAGCAUUUCCUUUCUUCAUCCGUGGUCUUCCCUGCUAUUGCCAGGUAGCAAUCCCACUGAGGAUCUCUGAGGCAAAGGAACUAAGGCUCAGCUGCUGGACCUCACUCAGCCCAUGAUGGAGGCAAGUCUUGGUCAAAUCAAGUAGCUAUUGUCUUCCUUCUUCAAAAUCUACCUUGAAGAAAGACUACAACUACUUCCUCCUACCUUGAAGAAAGACUUUCUUAAUACCAACUGUAUGUAACAUUUGGUAGUCACUUAUUUUGGGCUCUAUCCUAAUCCUUAUUCUAAGGAGCUCAGGGAAGAUGAUAGUAUUGUUGAAAUGAAGAGAGACAGAAUUCCCUACCCCCAGGAUGCAUGAGGUAGAGAGGAGGGUGGGUGGUGGUGGUGAGGUAAAAUCAAUUAAAAAUUAUGGUAAUCCUGUCUUUAAUAAAAAAAGAAAUCUGAAUUUUAAUACAGACAUGUUGAAAGGCACAACAUUUAUUACUAUGUGUGUCCCUUGGUCCCAGGUAAUUAUAUUUUCCACCUACGUGUUCACUUCUUAUAUUAUAAAUAUUUAUGAUGCUACCAGGCAAAAAGCCUAGGCAUUUGUUUUUCAUAUCAUAGAGGAAUACAGUUUUGUGAGGUAGCUACUACAGCCAGCAACCAUUUUAGGCACAGCCAAUUGAUAUGCAAUUGCCGACACGCAGGUCCUUUUGGACCCAGAAGAAGGUGAAACGGAGGUGGCCGAUGUGCUGUGCAGCCAGAACGGAACCCCCAUGUGAAAUAGUUGCCACCUGCAUCUGAUCUGCAAAGUUCUAGGCACUUGCUACCAUCUGAUCGUAGUCACAGUUAUGUAGAAGUAAGCCUCACUUUGUUCAGUGGGACUUACUUCCUUAUAACUGAUCAAAGGACUACAACCUUAGCCUUCAAGUAAGUGGUCUUGCUUAAUAUUCUUGUAUGUCUACAGCAAAAGCCAAAAAGACAUAAUUAUGUUUCAUAAAUCUGUGGUGCUAAAGGUUUUGAAUUAUGCUCCUAGAUAUCUGAUUAUCCCUUUGUCUCUCAACCAACAAAGUAACUUUCUUCAACUGUGCAGAAUUUGUGGUUUGUUUCUUAGUGGAUCACUAUGGUAUGUGCUCUCCAAACUUUGAUGUUCUGCAUUCCCCCCCAAAAGGUGUUGAGAUGAAAAUCUUAUCUGGAUCCCUUUGAGGUCUAAAUUGCACAUGAUGUUAAGGGCAUUGCUUGCUGUGUCCUUUGGGGUUCUUUUAUUUGCUAGUAAGUGUGUGUACACAUGUGUCCGGGACUCAAGGCGGCUUUGCAUAGAUAAAAUAGAAAAAGCUCAAAACAGAAAAGACAAUAAUUAAAAUAAUUUAAGAUAGAUCCAUUAAAAACACAGGCAACAAUAAAAGCCUGUUGGAAUAGAAACAUCUUCACCUUCCAGCGGAAGGACAGCAAGGAGAGAGCCUGUCUACCUUGUCUAGGAAGGGAGUUCUGAGAUCUUGGAGCAGUCACCAAGAAGGCCCUCUCCCAUGUCCAGAGCUAAGAGCCUGGGCAGGUUCAUAUGGGGGAAUGGGGGUCUUUCAGGUAGCUUGAGGUUGGAGUGGCAUCUCAGUGACAGACUCUGCUCCCAUUGCACACAAGUUUGUUUGAACAUCUGUCUUCUGUCGAGUCGGACUGUUGCUUCAACACUGACUGGCAGCAGCUUUCCAGGACAGGAGUCUUUCCUGGCCUUACUUGGAGGUGCUGGGGAUUGCUGAAUAUAAAGCAUGUGCUCUGCCACUGAGCUGUAACCUUUUCCCCAAACUUUCUGUAAGGAUUUGGGUGCCUGUGUUUUUAUGGGCCAGGGGUGGAGUCCGCUGACCCAUUCCUAUCCCUCCUCCCGCCAUGUGAAUCCUGGUUAAAAUGCCUAUAAAGAUUUUAAAAACAAUCUUGUAAAUUGAGUUCUUCCAGGUUUCUCUCUUCCCCCCUACAUUACAGUUUUUUUUAAAAAAAGGUUCUGAUGUAAAAAUAGAUAUGCAAAUGAUUUUAUCAAAUAUGGGUGCCCUAAUUUUAUUUAAGCAUAAAACAGUGUUUAUUUUCUAUAUUUGAAAAAUGUAUGGUGACUUUAGAUUGGAUUUAACUGCAUCUUGCUAAUGAGUUCACUAGACAUGCCUCUUUCCUACUGUAUAAUACUUAGUCCUGAGCCAUUUUAGGAUGAAAGAAGAAGCAAAGAUCAUGAUCUGUACAGAUAACAUCUUACCAGUAGCCUGGGUACAUUACAGGCUGAACAAGUUUACUGUCGAGAGGUGUUCAUCUAAUCCUUGUGAUUGUUUCAGAGUACGGUCAAAUUUAAUGAGUGCCCUACUUAGUAUAUCUGGUUUCUAAUUUAAUAUUUAAAAGGCAGAGAAAGUACUAGUUGCAUUCUCCUGGCAAUAAAGUAGGUCUCCCAUGUGUAAGCUUUCGUAAUGCCCCAGAUUUCAACAGAAUUACAAAAGUUAUCAGAAAGUACCUUUUGGAUAUAUAACGCUGGUAAGUUUAUUCACAUACCUGUUAAUAAAAUUUGCUGUAAAACUUCUGCCUAAGUUUAAUUCAUGCUACUGGUGCAAAUACUUUCUUGGAUUUAGAAGUACUGCAAUAAAUUGCCUAAAAUUGUGAAGUAAUUUGUUCACUACUCAAGUGUUUCAGCUGAUCACCUUACUGGAGUGCUAAAUUGUAUUUGAUUACUCAUGUCACCGCUUCAUUUUGAAGAGAUAUUGUUAAAAUACCAACACUAUUCUAAAAUAGUGGCUACAGGCUAUGUUGUGAAUUUUUUUUUUUUUAAAUCGUCAUUCUAAUGCUACAUAAUGCUAAAAUGAAUAGAAUAUCAUUUUAACGUGUCUUAAAGUGUCCGCUGGGAAGGACUGUUUACGUUAAAACUUUAGAAGCUGUUUGGGUCUUUGUAUUGCUUGACUUAGGAACAUGUUUUAGAACAGCCAUGUUGUACUUCAGGCCCCCGCACCUAAAUAGGCCUGUGAAAUGGAUUUGAAAAAUACCUACCAUGUCCAGCUGUUCCAUCACCUGACAUUCAUUAUGACACCAGGUGCUGUAGUGGUGACAUCUCUGUGCCUAAUUCCAGAAGGAAAAUUGGGAGCGCACUAUUGGUGCACCUCUGAUUCUUUCAUUCCAGUGACUGCUUCAGUUUGGCACUUAAAAAAUUGGUGCCAGGUUCAAGUGGAAAAGAAGAAUUGGGAGGGCAUUUAGAGUACAUUCCUGAUUCUUCUUUUGCAGCCAGGGUUUAAAAUUUGAAUCGCCUGAUGUCAUAUAAUGACAGAUGAUUGACCGGUGGGUGGCCUUGCUCACCUGUCAAAGUUGCCUGUGGGUGGGCCAGUUGAAGGUCUGGUUUGUCAGCUGCAUCAAGUUUCCCUGAAGCUUCAGCUGUUGGAGAAUCCAGCACCCCUGAUGUUGACAUGUGAUAAACAAUUAGGCCAAUUCUUCAUCAGCUUUACUGGCUACCUAUUGGCUUCAAGGAGCAAUUUAAAUUGCUGGUAUUGACCUUUUAAAGCAGGCUUCCUCAAACUUGGCCCUCCAGAUGGUUUGAGACUAUUCCCAUCAUCCCUCACCACUGGUCCUGCUAGCUAGGGAUCAUGGGAGUUGUAGGCCAAAAACAUCUGGAGGCCCUAGUUUGAGGAAGCCUGUUUUAAAGCCACCACUGUGGGGGUGAGGAGUUGCAGUGGUAGAGAUAGAUUAGGUAGUUCUUUGUGGCCCUCUUUUUUAGUCUCUGUGUGGAAUGAUUGGUAGAAAUAGAAUGGUGUAUUUAUUAUUGUUUCUACUCAUUGUUGCAUUGUUCUACUAUUCAAAUAACAUUUAUUUGUUUAAGUGGUUUUAUCAAAUAUUUUAUGUUUGGAAAACACUGGAUUUUGUUAGGUGGCUAACAAGUCUAUAAAACAAAUAGAAAAGGUAAAGGUACCCCUGACCGUUAGGUCCAGUCACGGAUGAGUCUGGGGUUGCGCACUCAUCUCGCUCUAUAGGCCGAGGGAGCCGGUGUUUGUCUGUGUCCGCAGACAGCUUCCGGGUAAUGUGGCCAGCAUGACUAAGCCACUUCUGGCAAACCAGAGCAGCUCAUGGAUAUGCUGUUUACCUUCCCGCUGGAGCGGUACCUAUUUAUCUACUUGCACUUUGACGUGCUUUUGAACUGCCAGGUGGGCAGGAGCUGGGACUGAACAACAUGAGCUCACCCCGUCACAGGGAUUCGAACCGCCAACCUUCUGAUCAGCGAGCCCUAGGCUCUGUAGUUUAGACCACAGCGCCACCCGUGUCCCUUAAAACAAAUAAAACUAAACUACAAAUUAGAAACUGUAUUUCUAAAUAUAUGGAAAACGCCUACCAGCAGUUGGGCUAUUAAACAUGACAUACUAGAUUACUUUCAGAGCCUUAACACUGUUGGCAGUAUGUGUUGUCACAGGCCUCUAGUAUGAGUACUAGAAUGUUUCUUUGUCUUCCUGCAGGCAAGCUCUUACUUGGAAUGUAUUACCAAAGGUAACUUAUAAAUACAUUCCUAUUUUAAAAUAUAAUGUGUUUGUCAUACCGAAUUUAUAGCCAGGAUAUACUUGGCUAUAUAUCAAAGGAGCCACACCCUGGGGACGGCUUCAACUGGCUGGCUAAGCCAGGUGAGGGUAGCUGAUGGGUCUCAAACCCUUGGUGAGUUAGGGACUUCUGCAUGCAAAGACGGGCUCUGGCAGAUUGAGCAGAUGAGACCAAAAGUAGGUCCAACAGUCAAGAAGGUGAUUUCUGCACAUGCUGUAGGGAAAUGAGGGGCAUAUGGGGCUUGUCAACCUGGGAAGGAUAAGUUUGGGAGAAGAAAAGGCUAAGGAAUAAACCCUGCAGAAAUCUAGAAUGGAGUCCCUAAAGCAGUUGGAUGGCACCUUGUAUGCCCCCUUCUGGCAACUCCUGCAGCCAAGCUGGUAUUAAACAUACUGUUCUGCUUUCCUUUGGACCACAUCAGCCAGGCUGAGAGGGGGGAAGCCCAGAACCUCCAUACACAAUGGCCCAGGCUUGUGCCCCAAGGAGGUUACUUCAGUCCUGCUAAUGCAGGGUUUGACUUCACCUCUGGAGGUGCACUCCAUUAUCUCUCAAGACAGCCGGAUGCCAACAAAAAUAGCAAAAACCUGUCAUAAUCUCCAAUUCUGUUUGAAAGUUAUUUGUUGUUUAUCUACUAUUUCACUAAGGGGUUCAAGGCAAUAUACAUGAUCCCUUCCCACCUUUCACUUUUAGCAUUCAUAAAGAAUUUUUGAAAUCCUUAAGCCAAUUAAAAUAUGUAAAAAUAUUUUCCCAGUAGACUUAUGUAACUAUGGUUGUACUCUUAGGUCUAUUGAAAUAAGUGGUUCCUGUUAGCCCUGGGGCUGGUGACGGUGUCUUUGGGAGAUUUAGAACAUGUGACUAAUAAAGAGAAUUCCCUUUUUCAGGUUACAUUUUAUGCCUUCUUUUUUAUUUAGAUAACGGAUCUUUCAUUACCAAACUAUCUGAUGGCUUCUUCCAUUGGAUUGCUUCCAACUCAACUCUUAAACUCCUAUCUGGGCACCACCUUGCGCACUAUGGAGGAUGUCAUUGCAGAACAAAGUGUUAGUGGCUACUUCAUUUUUAGUUUACAGGUAAGCCAUUUUUUUAGCCCUUACUCAAAAAAUUCAUUUUUAUAACCUUUUGUCUCAUUGCGGUAUGUGUUUAAUGAAAAGUAAGUCCCACUGUGUUAAAUGGCAUUCACUCCCAGGUAAUCUGCAUGGUUAAUAUUGGCUUGGAUCAUAAGGCUCCUUUUAUUUAUAUUAUACUGUAGUGCAAUUCUCUUUGAAAGCUGUCCAAGUUGGUGGCCCAUCACACUGUCUUGUGGGGGCGAGUUUUGUAGUUUGAGUAUACAGUAGAAUCUCUACUUACAACCGCCUCCACUUGCGGACGUUCCAAGUUGCGGCUGCGGCAAACCUGGAAGUAACUGGUGGGUUUGCUGCCGUUUGCGCAUGCGCAGGAGCAGCGAUUGCCGUUCGCUCAUGCACACAACGGCGCCUCUUCCAGCAACCCGUUUCGCCAUAAAGGCGGGCCUCCAGAACUGAUUGUGAUCAUGAGUAGAGGUUCUAUUGUAUGUUGCGUGAAGAAGUACUUUAUUUUGUCUGUCCCGAUUCUCUCCACAUUUAGCUUCAUUGAAUAGCCUCGGGUCAUAUGAUAUGAGAGGAGAAAAACUCCUUCCCUCCACUUUCUCUGCACUGCACAUAUGUGAACGUGACAUUCUUUUUAACGCAGUCGCUGCUAGCGUGACCUAUAAAGCCUAUUUAAAAGUUUCUCCCACACUUUGAAUCCUUUCCUUGUGCUUAUUACUGCUGCUGAAAAUAUUUUUUAAAAGCACUAUCACUUCUGUUUCAUUCACAGAUUGUAAUAAGUAUAGGCCUCAUGUUUUAUGUUGUCCACCGGGCUCAAGUGGAAUUGAAUGCAGCCAUAGUUGCAUGUGAAAUGGAAAUGAAGACAUCACUUGUUAAAAGCAGUCUACCAAGCAACAGCAACUCAUCCUUUUGCAGCAAGAGGACGCUUGCAUUUUCUGGAGGAGGAGUCAACAUUGUAUGAGUCCCGCCCCCCUCCUCCUGAAGUAUUAUAUUAACUUUCUUUGUGAAUCUGGACAACCUAACAUAUUGCCUAGACAUCUCUAAAAGACUUAAAUCCCGAACAGUGGAGGAUCUCAAACAACCUUGGUGGUUUUUAGAUUGCAAAAUGGGCGGCUUUUUGUAAGGUGGCUAAGUGACUGUAAAUAUAGAUGUAAGUCUGGCUGCACCUUUCGUCAUUAUUAUACGUGUCAUGGCCUGUAGUCUGCACUUUAGGUUUGUUUUGUGUUUCCUUUUUCAAACGGAGAAAAAAUACCCUUGAAGCAAUUUUUUUUUUCUUUUCUGCUUAGCGUUAUUUAUAAGGCUGACUAAUAAUAUACAGUAGAUCUUCAAUGCUGGCGAAUGAGUGUAAAGUAUGCAACUCCAUGUACAGUACUCUUGAAUGUGCUUAGCUUUCAAAGUAUUUCCAGAAAGCAGUAUGUUCUUCUCUCACGAGCAAGAGGGCAAUCCAGCAAAUGGAAGGUUCUGCUUCUUAGGGCUGGGAAGGCAAAACUCUAGUACUUUCUGAAAAGGACAGCUCUCUCCCUCCCAGUAUCCAGUCAUUUCCUGUCUGCGACAGGUUACAGGGUUUCUCCACAGUUCUUUUGGGAACCUGCUAAAAAGGAAAGUGCGGGAGCAUUUUUGCUAUUUGGGGACUAUUUGGCUCCCUUACCUUGCUUUUUUUUUAAUUUCUUGUUGGGCCAGGGGGAGAACACAUUAUAUAAAUAUUUGGUUGAAUGUAUUUUUGUAAGCCACUGAAAUAUUGUGGAGCCAUUCAUAAUUUUUCACGUAAGUUUAAAUCCUACAUUGUGGGACUGAAGUGCUCUUAUAUAACGUUUUAAGUUACACUGUGUAAUAUGCAAAGUAAAAGAGAAACUACAAAGAACUUAAUAUGAUUGUGGCCAAUAGCAGUCUGAGGGAGAACUUGUAGGUGAAAUACAAGUCUUUGACCUGGUUUUAUCAUCCUCGUUAGUGACGAAAAGGGCUCUUCCAUUACAAAUGCAUUUCUAGCUAGUUAGAGUUUGGGGGUGUGUAAAUCGGCUUCGCUUUGUACUGAGCACCAUAAGACUUGCAAAGCAGGAGGAACUAAAUCUCUCUGAAAAUACUAUGGUACUAACAAAUAACGUGGCCUUUAUUUUAUGGGGAAGACCUUUUGGUUUUUCUUUAAUAAAAGCUUUAAAAAUCAACACAGUUCCUCCCUAAUACUUUCCUCCGGUCAUCAGAUGAUGCUCUUCUGGUAUGUUUUGUGCAGUACAUUGGUACUUGUACCAGUGGAAUGCUGUGAAGAUUGCAUGUGCCCCUUCUUCUUCUUUGCAUGUGUGAAACAUUUGCAAAAAUUAGGAAAAACAGGUUUUCCAUCUUAAAAAUAAAUAAAUGACUAGAAAAGGGCAGAAAUGUCUUUCAAGGCUCAGGAAUCCGUAAAUGUUUUUAAAAGAAUAUAUUUCAUAUGAUAUGAUGGACUCUCCACAGAAGGAUCGCCAAGUCUCUUCUUCGUGGGUUUGAACAGACUGAAAUAAUCUUGUGUGUGUCAGUUCCAUAAUUCUUUACAGAUACAUAUUUGUAUACUCUCAAAAAUGCUUCAUAGAAGUUGGAACCAGCACAAAACUACUUUGAACUCAAAUAACCUUAUUUUUUUGUCUUAAUUAGUUUCUUGUCAAUAAAGUACAAUUUGGGCUGUUACAAUUUUGUGUUAACUUAUUGCCCCUCCCUUUCUUUUUUGUAUGUGUGUCACCUGGAUGCAAUCAGUUUUGGGUUGUUGUUUUUUUGCCAGUUAUGUGUAAACUACCAUCUGUAGAAAACAAGGGCCACAGUCUAAAACCAUAUGUCCAUUAGCUUUUGUGUUUGGUUGUGGCAAAUUGCUUUCAGGGUUAUAGUUAGUCCGGAAUAGUUUGCUAUUGAGAAUAUACCAUACUUUUUUUUGGUACAGUAAUUGCACAGUUCCACUAUGUCCCCAGUCACCUUGAAAUGGUGGUCAUACAUCUUAGCAACAUUUCCUUUCUUGAAUCCAUUGACAUUUCUGGAACUACUUGCAAGCAACUGUUUGGGGGGGAAUUUAGCGUUAUUCUCCUACACCUGCAUUAGUUUGUCCCUUUUGAAAACUGACAGUUCGGUUACUAUUUAAGGGCACUGUUUGACAGUGAAAGAUUGCUGAUCCCUUUGUUACCAAGGGUUUUUAUUUGAAAAGUAACUCCAGUAAGCAAAGUAACCUGGAUGUCAUUCCCACUUAAGACUUUACCAAUACAUGUAUUUUGUGGACUCCUUUGAUGACAACAAUAAAGAAGACUUUGCAAAGCUGCAUUCUCAAGUGCUUUUAGUUCCAUUGUGUUUUGCAACCAAAUUAACUUCACUGUGUAAACAUUUUAAAACAAUAAUCUUAAAGUUUCUGCUUUUGGCGUGAUAACUUGUGUACAAGUUAAUAGAAAAUAUGCAUAAAAGUUUUUUCUUUUCUUUUUGUAUCUUGCCAAUCAUUUUAUACAAUAAAUUCACUCUUUAUUCUGCUUGUGUAGAUGUGAGCUUUAAGUCUUCUACUGUAGCAUGUGGCUUGGCUCAUUUGAUAGAGCCACCUAUGUAUUACUAAAACUGAACUGUUCCUUUGAAGCAGGCAGCCAUCACUGGUAGGAGGCCUCUUGUCUGCUCCUGCUCAAUGUGGGUUAAGCUAUAGGCAUUGGCUCCCUUUGUAUGUUAGUACAUGGAGGAUCUUAUAUAGACUUAGAACACAGGAAGGUCUUUCUAGUCAAGCAUCCUGUUCUUUUGUGGCCAACCAUAUGCCUAUCAGAAGUCCAUAAGCAAGACUGCUUAAAAUAGAGGCGAAAACUUGGCACGAAUACCACUUCUGCUGCAUCCUGUUCUGUUUUAAUGGCCGCAUCGAAAUUCUGCGUGUUAUCCAAAUACUUUCAAUGCAUGUUAAGAAAAAAAUUGUGUGAUGUCUGGAAUUUCUGGAAUGUUAUAAAUCUUUUUGCAUC